Molecule: messenger RNA, 453 nt
Organism: Patiria miniata (bat star)
Lineage: Eukaryota; Metazoa; Echinodermata; Asteroidea; Valvatida; Asterinidae
Exons: 1
Coding region: 1-453 (150 amino acids)
Source: RefSeq, a predicted model, not a curated record
AUGGAAGCGUGCCUUCAAAAUACUCAUGGAACAGAGGGGCAUCCCAAGCUGAGCAUCCAACAGAGGGACAUCCAACAGUACCUGGGUGGAGCUGUGAAGGAGUCCAUAGAGGGCUUCUUCUUCCUCUCAACGGACGACGCAUUUGACAAGGCAAAGGAGCUUCUUAAGAAGAUAUUUGGCGAUCCCUUUGUUAUUGCCAACGCUUUCCGCAACAAGUUGGAAUCAUGGCCCAAGAUCUCUCCUCCGGAUGGAACGGGGAUGCGAAAUCUUGCCGACUUCCUAGGUCAGUGCCAGGUGGCUAUAGAGACAAUUGGUAGCCUCCAGGUUCUCGACGACGAAAGAGAGAACAGAAAAGUACUCGUCAAGCUCCCUGACUGGUUGAUCAACAAAUGGGCUAGAAAAGCUGUGGAGUUCAAAGAAAAACAGAAGAAAGUUCCUCCAGUGACUUUGUAA